This is a messenger RNA of Exophiala mesophila, 2142 nucleotides long. RefSeq lists its product as uncharacterized. NCBI's taxonomy places the organism in Eukaryota, Fungi, Ascomycota, Eurotiomycetes, Chaetothyriales, Herpotrichiellaceae. Gene Ontology annotation, cellular component: mitochondrion; succinate-CoA ligase complex. The transcript has 7 exons. Gene Ontology annotation, molecular function: succinate-CoA ligase (ADP-forming) activity; metal ion binding; ATP binding. The record is from RefSeq and is a predicted model, not a curated record. The coding region runs from base 182 to 1519 and encodes 445 amino acids. Gene Ontology annotation, biological process: tricarboxylic acid cycle; succinyl-CoA metabolic process.
CGCUUGCUUUGUCGAGCUCGCGAAACGGAGAAGAAACGGAGAAGCUGCGGCUGCCCUGGGAUUUGUUUAAUCCUCAAGAUAUCCGGAUUCCUAUUCUAUUCCACAACUGUUCCUUCUCUCCCAUCGCUCUCUUCUCAUUCUUUCACUCGUCCGCGGACAUUUCUCCUGGCUCGUGGGCAUCAUGUAUAGAUUGGGAAGUCGCAGCUUGGGUCCGGCACUCAAAGCCGCAAGGGCUCCAGUGACACGGAAUUCUUUUCUUCAGACACAGCAGCAGCGGAGGAAUCUGAGUAUUCAUGAAUAUCUGUCUGCAAACCUGCUAAAGACCUAUGGCAUUGGAGUUCCCAACGGAGAGGUGGCCAAGACACCUGAGGAGGCAGAGGCCAUUGCAAAGAAAAUCGGUGGAGAUGAUAUGGUCAUCAAAGCCCAAGUCCUUGCUGGUGGUCGAGGAAAGGGUACCUUUGACAAUGGCCUGAAAGGUGGUGUCCGUGUCAUCUAUUCGCCAACGGAAGCAAAGAUGUUUGCCAGUCAAAUGAUCGGUCACAAUCUCGUCACCAAACAGACCGGAGCCCGGGGCCGCAUCUGCAACUCGGUAUACAUCUGUGAGCGCAAGUUCGCUCGUCGCGAAUUCUACCUAGCCAUCCUCAUGGACCGAUCCACACAAGCCCCCGUCAUUGUUGCUUCCGCCCAAGGUGGCAUGGAUAUUGAAACCGUGGCCAAAGAGAGCCCCGAUGCCAUCAUCACCACCAACAUUGAUAUCAACCAGGGUGUCACUGAUGACAUUGCCAGAAAGAUUGCCACAGAAAUUGGCUUCAGCGAGCAGUGCAUCGAGGACGCCAAGAAUGCCAUCCAGAACUUAUACAAGGUCUUUUUAGAAAAGGACGCUACCCAGAUCGAAAUCAACCCCCUCAGCGAGACCAGCGAUCACCAAGUCUUGGCCAUGGAUGCCAAGUUGGGCUUCGACGACAACGCCGAAUUCAGACAAAAGGAAGUCUUCAGCUGGCGAGACACUUCGCAGGAAGAUGCUGAUGAAGUCAAGGCCGCCGAAUAUGGCCUCAACUUCAUCAAGCUCGACGGUGACAUUGGCUGUCUCGUAAACGGUGCCGGUCUGGCCAUGGCUACCAUGGACAUCAUCAAGUUGAACGGUGGUGCCCCAGCAAACUUCCUCGAUGUCGGUGGUGGAGCUACUCCCGAAGCCAUCAAGAGUGCCUUUGAGUUGAUCACUAGCGACCCGAAGGUCACUGCCGUCUUUGUCAACAUCUUCGGUGGCAUUGUCCGAUGCGACGCCAUCGCUCAAGGUCUGAUCAACGUCGUUCAACAAAUGAACAUCCGGUUACCCAUUGUCUGCCGAUUGCAAGGCACAAACAUGGAAAAGGCUGCUGAGUUGGUGAACAACUCUGGUUUGAAGAUCUUCUCCAUCACAGACUUGCAGGAGGCAGCCGAAAAGGCCGUCGACUUCUCAAAGAUUGUCAAGAUGGCACGGGAUAUCGAUGUCGGUGUUGAGUUCUCACUUGGUAUUUAAGCCUCCCUUGUCCGAGUUAGUUCGGUGGGUUGAUGGCCGGUGGUGUGGGCUUCCUUUCACGAACGUGGUUGAUCAAUAGCAGAUUCUCGGGCUUUAGGCAACAAGUGAAUUAGCCCUAUCCUGGUUCGACCAGGCUCGUCCUUAAUACAAGCCACGUCGCCAAACUUUGUACACCAAAUCUCGCUGUUCACAGCCAUCUUUGUCCAAUGAGAAGAAAAACGACGCCCAAGGGUUGUAGGCCAAUCACCCGAGUCAUUUGUCCACCUAUAUUGAAACGAGCAUAAUCUACUGGGUGGAUGGUUGUGUUGUUGCAUACGCGUUCAUCCUACUGCUAUGGGGGGUGGCCCUUUGUGUUUGGAUACGGUACACAACGAUCAUCGACGACUAUUCGGAUGGGUAGUGUCUGGAAAAUGUCAUGGACUGGAGGUAUUCGUCCUGAUUCGUAGCCAUCAAAGCCCACGUUCACCUUUGUUGUGUGUUAUAGUACGGUUGGAAAAGUAAAGACAUAUAAUUGUCAAUUAAGCACAGACCCUUUGAAAGCUCCCAUCUCAUGGGUCGAGCAGGGUGAGCCGCCAGAUACACUUGCUGCCGCGACCACGACGGCAGAUUGAUGUUCAAUUGAC